AUGGAAUCCACCAUGAUGCCUCCGGCCAUGAGCCAAGCUCCCUUCUACUACUACAGCCCCGAGUCCAAGAACGAGGUGCAGCAACACGGCCACUUCUCUCCCCAGCAGCCCAUGCAGCACCAGCAGCAGCAGCAGCACAUCAUGUAUCCCAUGGUCCCGACACUGCCCUCUACACCCGUCUACUCGCGACCCAACUCGGCCAACUCGCAACCUCCCACCCUCUACAGCAAUGGCCCCGCGGUGAUGACCCCCACUGCCUCGCCUCAGCCCAUCUCUCACAAGUCUGCCAUGAUGCUGGAGCCUGAGAUGUACGAGAACUCGUACUUCCCUUCCACCCCACCACUGUCCACCUCUGGCAGCACUAUCGGCAGCCCCAACAGCUGUGAGGUGCUCCAGACCCCCAUGAACCCCAUGUUCUCGGGUCUGGAUGGAUUUGACGGUGUCAAGGAGUGCCUCGAGCCUGUUGAGGCCUCUGUCUUGGACUGGUCUAACUGCGGAUCUCCUCCCAUGACUCCUGUGUACCUUCAAUCUCAACUUGGCAAGGUCCCCUCGCUUAACACCACUACCAGCGACCUCCUGUCAACACCCUCGCUGUCUCCUUCGCCAGCUCCCUACGCGCGAUCUGUGACAUCCCCGGACUUGGAUGUGGACUUCUGCGACCCCCGCAACUUGACUGUCUCUGUCGGCGCAGCUGCCGCUCUCGCUCCCGAGUUUUCUUUGGCUCUGCCUGAGCAAGAGAUCAAGGUUGAGCAGGUCACUGUCAUCGCUGCCCCCAGCGCCCAGGCCGCCUUCGACUUCAACCCUGCCCUCCCUCACGGUCUCCCCACCUUUGAGGACUUCUCAGACCUCGAGUCCGAGGACGACUUCGUCAACAGCCUCGUCAACCUGACUGGCGAGCAGACCGCCAACGACAUUGGCCGACCCCGUGCAUGCACAGGCUCUUCUGUCGUCUCUCUCGGCCACGGCAGCUUUAUCGGUGACGAGGAUUUGUCUUUCGACGACAACGAGGCUUUCCAGUUCCCUACCCUGCCCAGCCCUCCCACUUCCGCUGUCUGCGAGGACAUCCACCAAGAGAAGCGUAUCAAGACCGACUGCUGCGCCGUGGCUCCCAUCAUGAACGUCGCUGCCAGCAACACCCAGUCUAGCGACGCCCAGGAGUGCUCCAACCACGCCGAUGCUGAUGGUGACUGCUCCGACUCCAACGCCUCUUCCGGCUCUGAGGGCACCCCUGCUGCUCUCCCCGCUCCUGCCAACCGCCGCGGCCGCAAGCAAUCCCUCACUGAGGAUCCCUCUAAGACCUUCGUCUGUGAUCUUUGCAACCGCCGAUUCCGCCGCCAGGAGCACCUCAAGCGACACUACCGCUCUCUCCACACACAGGAGAAACCUUUCGAGUGCAACGAGUGUGGAAAGAAGUUCUCGCGCAGCGAUAACUUGGCUCAGCACGCACGGACUCACGGCAGUGGCGCCAUCGUCAUGGACCUCAUUGAGGAAGGUCAAGUCCACAGCUAUGACUCCAGCAUGGUUUCACAAGCUACGUCAGACGACUACAGUACCUACGGCAAGGUUCUCUUCCAGAUUGCCUCCGAGGUGCCCGGCAGCGCUAGCGAGAUGUCUUCAGACGAGAGCAGUGACCUAAGCAAGAAGAAGCGCAAGCGCUCAGACUGA
Molecule: messenger RNA, 1665 nt
Organism: Ilyonectria robusta
Lineage: Eukaryota; Fungi; Ascomycota; Sordariomycetes; Hypocreales; Nectriaceae
Exons: 2
Coding region: 1-1665 (554 amino acids)
Biological process (GO): regulation of transcription by RNA polymerase II
Cellular component (GO): chromatin
Molecular function (GO): DNA-binding transcription factor activity, RNA polymerase II-specific; RNA polymerase II cis-regulatory region sequence-specific DNA binding
Source: RefSeq, a predicted model, not a curated record